AUGGUUAAUUUAAUGGGAAAACAAGUUCCAUUUACAUAUUCCGAUCAUACAGUUUUACUAGACAUUCCUAAUACGAUUUGUAUAAAUGAACAUGUUUAUCGUCUAAUAGAUGAAUGGCAUUUACCAAUUUUUGUAUUUCCAAAAUUACAAGAAGCACUUCGACUAUUUUUCAAUGAACAAACUCAAAUAGUUGCUGAUGAAACAACUCAAUUAACUGUUCAACCUUUUAUUGAAGGACAAUAUGAAAUUCAAACACUUCUUGAUCAAUGGUUUAAUCUUGUUCAAGAAUGUAAAAUUUAUACACAUAAUCUUGAACGACCUAGUGAUGAACAUAUUUUUUCAAAUGCAUUUCAAAAUGUUCUUCAUACAGGAAAUAAUUAUGAAAUACUUCUUCAACUUGAAUAUAUUUAUCAAAGUGAAAUAGAAGAUUUAUUAAAACAACGUGAUAAACAAAUACAAGAACUUGAUGCAAAACAUCAUCGAGAAAUGCAAGAAGUAGUUAGUGAACCCACAGAUAAAUAUCCUGAUGUUUAUGUUCGAAAUCUUGCACAAAAACAUAUGGAAGAUAAACAAUCUGUUGAAGGUAAAUGGAAUAGUAAUAUAACAUCAGCUAAAGAUCGUCAAAAACAACAAUUUAAAGAACGUAUUAUGCAACUACAUGAAGAAAGUUUAGUAUCAAAUAGUUUACAAACUUUAAAUGGCAAUAAAAUUUAUACACGUCUUAAUAUAAUACCAUCAUCACCAUUAUCGAUUGUAAUUGCUGUACCUGAUACAACAUUACAUGAACGUCGUUUAGAAACAAGUUAUACUGUACAACUUGGUGCUCAAUUAAAAUCGAUGUAUAAUCUUCGUUUAAUUCGUUGUGAUAUGCUUGAUUAUUGUCGUUUAAAAACUGAAAAAAAAGAUAAUAAAAUUUUAUUUGAACCACAACGUCUUCAAACACUUAUGUCACUUUAUUCAAGUUCACUUUGUGGUCUUGUACUUCUUGUACCAAAACGAAUUCGAUUAACAACUGCUGAUAUUAAAGAAGAAUUUGCUUCUGUAUGUGAACGUUCAACUGAUUUUCAUUUUCCAUCAUUUGAACAACAAUUAUCAAGUAUUGAAGAUUGUAUACAAAAAGCUAAUCAAGCUCGAUCAACAGCAUCUGUUAGUCUUGAUUCAAAUUCAUUAACAAGCAAACAAAGUGAUACAUCUUUAGAAGAACAAAAUCUAUGUUCAGUUGGUGAUUUUUAUGUUACACGUCAUUCAAAUUUAUCUGAAGUACAUGUUGUUUAUCAUUUGGUUGUGAAUGAUAGUGCUUUACGUUCAUCAUCAGAAAUAACUUCACGUCAUGCUGCUCUAUUUGGUUUACGAAAUAUUUUAAAAGAAUGUUGUAAACAUGAUAUAACAACAUUAACAUUACCUUUAUUACUUACACAUGAUAUGACAGAAGAAAUGACAAUACCUUGGGUAUUGAAACGAACUGAAUUAGUAUUAAAAUGUCUUAAAGGUUUUAUGAUGGAAAUGGCAACAUGGGGUGUUAAUCGAUGUUCUACUAUUCAACUUGUUGUACCUAAAAAUUUACUUGAUCAAACAUUUUUUCAAUUGGCUGAUCUUGUACCGACUAUAUUUCGAGAAUCGAGAACAGUGACAUUACAAUUUUAA
This is a messenger RNA of Rotaria sp. Silwood1, 1644 nucleotides long. Lineage: Eukaryota; Metazoa; Rotifera; Eurotatoria; Philodinida; Philodinidae. The record is from the annotation of a GenBank genome assembly.